AUGGAGGACUUGACAUUGCAUUUUGAAAAAGGUCGGUAUUUGAACGUUGAAUCAUGCGGGCCUUACACGUUGCAGGUUCACCGUGGAGGAACAGUUAUGACCGGUGGCGUAGUGAACUUGCAGGAACAUACUUGCACUUGCGGCUUGUUCCAGUGCAUGAAGUUUCCUUGUCCUCAUGCAUGUGCUGCAUCUCAGGAGCGAAGUAUUAGCGCGUACACACUAUGCUCGCCAUAUUACACGACUGAAUAUUGGAGGAGGACAUAUGAAGGAACAAUUAUGCCAGUUGGUGACGAGGAUGAUCGGGAAUUGCCUGAUGACAUCAAGAACAUGACAGUUGGAGUGCCUGUUGAGAAGCAACAAGUAGGGUAUUCGAUUAAGAUCGAAAUCUUGUUAAACGUUGUUGUGACUUAA
Cannabis sativa is the source of this 411-nucleotide messenger RNA. RefSeq lists its product as uncharacterized. The record is from RefSeq and is a predicted model, not a curated record. The transcript has 2 exons. Gene Ontology annotation, molecular function: zinc ion binding. Lineage: Eukaryota; Viridiplantae; Streptophyta; Magnoliopsida; Rosales; Cannabaceae. Bases 1 to 411 code for a protein of 136 amino acids.